ACGUGUUAGGAUCUUGUUCUAAUUAGCUAUGUGAUAUCCUAUUUGAGCAUGUAUGAUUUAUUUGUCAGCGUGUACAUGUGUGCAUGAGUGCGCGGGAGCGCGCGUGUUGGGUGUUCAUGGUCAAGUAGCAGGAAUCGGGAUGAGCUUUGCUUACAUUGAAUCCAUUAAGCCUACAGGCCACAGCCAUAUGACUGACUCAGUGUAAUUAAAGCUUGCUUGUAAUUGUGUAAAGCGGCUGUGAAACCAGUCUUACGAGUUCUUGAGAACUCGAGAGAGAGAGAGAGAGAGAGAGAGAGAGAGAGAGCUGGUAACAGGUACGCAGGUAAAGGUGGAUCCGGAAAGAAGCUUGUUUUUAGAGGACGACAGAGCAGGUCACCAUGUCAGCUGAGAAUGAAGGCUUGGCUCACUGUAAGUUCAUCCUGAUCUUUGCCGUCCUGAUGGACCUGCUCGGGAUCACCUCUGUCCUGAUUGGGGUCUUUGCCCCGCUGGAGGUUAAAGGUCGUGAUUUUGGUGACCUGCUGGUGUACUCCGGCGUGCUGCUGGUGCUGCUGUCCAUGGCAGGCUGGGUCAUGUGGUACAGCGGAAACAUCGAGGGCUUGAGCUCAGCGAAGGAGCUGAGCGACCUCAAAGCGGGCGCUGUGGACCGUCUGGCUCGCUCGCUCAGUCAGCGCAUCCGCAAGAGCCGCCGCAGUCACGCCACAGCCUGACCUCUGACCCCGCCCGACCACCGUCCAUACAGCUCUUCAGACUGGCCAGCACACAUUACAAUAAUCACUUGUCUUCAGGGACAGCAUAUCGUCGCUGUCCAAAAUAAAAGUAUCUAUAAAUGGUCAGUUUACAAGAGAAGGCAAAAAGGUUCCUAGUUUUACUGUAAGUCAAUGUAAUGAUAUUGUGUUGCCAAGUCAUUUUGGACCAACUUUUUUUUGGACAGUGAUGACAUUGUUAUUUUGUUUCACAUUAUUGGAGACAUUUUGAUUCAUAAUCAUAUGCUCAGAAUUAUCAUUGCACCUUUCUCUAAAAUGUUCUAUUACUAGGUAAGAUCUAGUAUUAUGACACUAAUGAAAGACUGUGAACAAAGGCUUCUUUUCCUCUGACGCAAAACAAGCCCAUCUACAGAUAAUGUAAAAAUGCAUUAUCAUGGUUUGUCAUUACAAUCACACUCUUGUGUGAGUGAAGAAACUAUCCUCCUUGAAUGUAUUUGUUUCUCAAUGGUAUUAUAUUACACUGCAGACUAAUAAAUCUGUAAUUUAAACCCCUGACAUUUUAAUAAUGGACCUAUCAAGUGCACUCCAUGUUACAUGAAAUGUUAACGUUGUCCACGCUGCACUUAAUCUGUAAAUACUGUAAGAAAAAGCAUGAGCAAAGACUGUUUACAAAAAAUGUGGUGUACAUAAAGGCACAUUUCAGCAAU
Messenger RNA from Colossoma macropomum (tambaqui), 1411 nucleotides. It is a transcript of the gene tmem238a, whose product is annotated as transmembrane protein 238a. Bases 378 to 707 code for a protein of 109 amino acids. The record is from RefSeq and is a predicted model, not a curated record. The transcript is spliced from 2 exons. Lineage: Eukaryota; Metazoa; Chordata; Actinopteri; Characiformes; Serrasalmidae.